GAGGACGCGAGCGGUGCCGCCGGCCGCCUCGAAGCCCGGGUCUGUCUGCUGCUGUAGUUCCCUUGGGUCUGGUACGGGGAGCGGGCAGGGACGCCCGGCGUGCAGGAAGGCAGGUGGUGUGGAACAUGCCUCCACCAGCCAGCACUUCUCCUGCCAUCAGAGGCCACACCCAUCUUGCCCAUGGCCUGCACAGGCCCGUCGCUCUCCAAUGCCUUUAACAUUCUAGGCACAGCAGGCCAGGACAAGCUCCUGUAUCUUAAGCACAAGCUGAAGACCCUGCGCCCAGUCUGGCCGGGGGUGGACCUCCUGCACGCCAUGGUGCUCCUGACACUGGGCCAGGAGACCGAGGCCAGGAUCUCCCUGGAGGCCCUGAAGGCAGAUGCGGUGGCCCGGCUUGUGGCCCACCAGUGGGCUGGCAUGGACAGCAGUGCCGAAGCCAUGGAGGAGCCACCAGACUUACCCUGGGCCGUUGCCCGGGUGUAUCACCUGCUUGCCGAGGAGAAGCUGUGCCUGGCCCCAAUGCGGGAUGUGGCCUACCGGGCAGCCCUCCACGCUUUCAGCUCCAGGGAUGACCCCCAACUCGGGGAGCUCCAAGAGGAGGCCCGGGACCGAUGUGGAUGGGACAUCAUUGGGGACCUUGGAGACUUUCAGCCCCUCCACUCUGCUCUGGGCUGCCUCCCGCCAUCCUCAGCAUCACCCUCCGUGACCCGUAGCCAACCUCAGCCCAUCGAGGACCCCUUGGGCUGGAGCAAAGGAUGCUCCCUGAGAUCCACUGGCAGCCCAGCCUCCCUAGCCAGCAACUUGGAAAUUAGCCAGUCGCCCACGCUGGCCCUCCUCAGCCAGCACCGCAGCCCCCGUGGGCCCAGCAGGCUGUGUGAUGAGCCGCCGGUGCCUGAGCCUGUCCCUGCAGGCUUCCAGGAACCAGAGGAGAUGAGCUGGCCUGCAUCGGAAGAGAUUGCUGACGCCCUGUUGCCACCAAGUAGCCCAGCCCCCAGGCUUCCUGAGGUGGCCUUAGAUGCUGGCCUGUCCAACCCUUCUGAAGCUCCAAACACCAGCACCCACUACCCGGUGGAAUGUACAGAAGUGUCACCAGCCCCCAAAUCUCUCGCCUCACCCUCUAGAAACACCUGCCCUGUCAAGGACCAGAUGCCACUACAAGUUCCUGUGGAAGAUACCACUUCCCCGACAGCCCAGCCGUGCCCACCAACACCCUCAGCCCCAAAGACGUCGCCUCCCUAUCCUUCUCUAUCGACUCCUUGUUCAGCUCACCCGGCCUCUGUGAACCCGUGUCCUCCUUCUCCUGAGUUAGAGCAAGAAUUUUAUAACUUUGUGGUCUUGCACGCCAAGGCGGAUGAGCACAUUGCCCUGCGUGUCCGGGAGAGGUUGGAGGCCUUGGGUGUGCCUGACGGGGCCACCUUCUGCGAGGAUUUCCAGGUGCCCGGGCGCAGCAAGCUGCGCUGCCUGCAGGAUGCCAUAGACCAUUCGGCCUUCACCAUCCUGCUACUCACUGCCAACUUCGACUGCUGCCUGAGCCUGCACCAGGUGAGCCAGUCGCUGAUGUGCAGCCUCACGAGGCAAGGAUGGCAAGACUGCGUGGUCCCUUUCCUGCCCCUGGAGAGCUCCCUGUCCCAGCUCAGUCCCGAGACGGCCAAACUGCUCACCAGCCUGGUAUGGCUGGAUGAGCACUCCCAGAUCUUUGACAGAAAGGUAACCAACACCUUCAAGCCUCAUAGGCUACGGGCUUGCAAAGCCAACUGGAAGAAGGAACAGGAUGCCCGGGCCCUGCGGGAGCAGCGCCAACACCUUGAGGGUGAGCGGCAGCAGGCAGUGGCAUUCAAUGCCGCAUACUCAGCCUACCUCCAGACCUACUUGUCCUAUCAGAAGCAGAUGGAGCAGCUCCAGGUGGCUUUUGGGAACCACAUGACAUCAUUUGGGACUCAGUUGCCCUCUGGGACUCAGGUGCCCUAUGGGGGCCAGGGGCCCCUGGGAGCCCAGCCACCCUUUCCUACCUUGCCCAGCCAUCAGCCACCAACCCUGCCUCCAUGGCUGGCUGGCACCCCCAGCCCAACCUUCCCACAGCCUCCGGUCUUCCCAUCAGGCUCAACUGUGCCCCCUCAGAGCCCGGGACCACAGCCCCUCAUCAUCCACCAUGCGCAGAUGGUGCAGCUGGGGCUCAACAACCACAUGUGGAACCAAAGAGGGACCCAGGCGCCUGAGGACAAUACACAGGAAACGGAAUAACCAAAUGACAAACCUGAUGACCUUGACUUCAGACCUCCUUUGGGCUGGACCUUGGAGGUCCCCCAUCUUCAAGGAGUACAGUGGAGGAUGAGGUCAUCUGCUAUUUUCAGGAUAUUACUGGGGACACCUUUAUGUGUCAGGAAAUCAUGCAAAAUGGUCCCCGAUGACUUUCUGGCUUUGGAGGAAGCCAGAAUUGGACGUGUUCAUAGAUUCUGGAUGGUGGUGGUAGGAAAUGGGCUGGGAGCUA
This is a messenger RNA of Molossus molossus (Pallas's mastiff bat), 2488 nucleotides long. RefSeq names its product toll like receptor adaptor molecule 1 (gene TICAM1). The record is from RefSeq and is a predicted model, not a curated record. The transcript has 2 exons. Gene Ontology annotation, molecular function: protein kinase binding. Gene Ontology annotation, biological process: TRIF-dependent toll-like receptor signaling pathway; response to exogenous dsRNA; positive regulation of natural killer cell activation. Bases 181 to 2241 code for a protein of 686 amino acids. NCBI's taxonomy places the organism in Eukaryota, Metazoa, Chordata, Mammalia, Chiroptera, Molossidae.